AUGGACGGAGUAGCUACAGGUCGUGGCGCAAGAGGGCGCGUGCCGAGUGUGGCGACUGCGUCGGUGACCUAUUCGGUAUCAGUGGCGAGUGAGGCUAGUGUAGAUGUCAGUGUUGGUUUGAGAGCGGAGGCUGCUCCAGGUGGGGGUGGUGCUCCGGCUGCUCUAGGUGGGGGUGGUGCUCCGGCUGCUUGUCGUGAUGACUUAGUGGUGGGUUUGCUAACACAGUUAUUGGCUCAGUUUCCGCCAGUGGUUCCACAGGGGGCUCCGGUAGUACCUCCAAUGGCAGAGGUGAAGCAGAGGGCUGCAGAGGUUGUUCAGCCGCAGGCUGCGGUCAUUUUUAUCUGUGAUAGUCUUGUGGAGGUUCUCAACGCAAUUGAAUGUGUAGGGACCUUGUUAGUGGGCGGUUUUGAGUCCCACGUUUUAUUCGACUCUGGAGCAUCGAAUUGCUUCAUUACACCGGAGCGUGCCGAGAAGAGUGGCAUCCGGAGUAGCGCGGGCGAGAGCGCGGGCAUGGUCAAGGUGGCGGGAGGUGGAUUCUUGUCUACUUUGGGCCGUGCUAGAGGAGUCGAGAUCGAGAUUGCGGGGCAGUCAAUGCCAGCAGACUUAGUCAUCAGUCCGGUGGAGCUGUAUGACGUUAUUCUCGGGAUGGACUGGUUGUCACACUACAGAGUUCAUCUGGAUUGCUACAGAGGUAGAGUGGUCUUCGAGCGAGAUGCAGGGAGGUUGGUUUAUCAGGGAGUGAGACCGACUUCCGGGAGUAUUGUGAUAUCUGCUAUUCAGGCCGAGCAGUUGUUAGAGCGGGGCUGUGAGGCGUAUCUGGCGACGAUUUCUAUGUCUGAGUCAGGAGCUGGAGUUGUUAUGGGAGAUAUUGAGGUUGUCCAGGAUUUUGAGGAUGUCUUUCAGUCACUGAAGGGAUUACCACCAUCUCGGUCUGAUCCUUUCACGAUUGAGUUAGAGCCGGGGACAGCACCAUAUCGAAGACGCCUUACAGGAUGGCGCCAGCUGAGUUGGCAGAGCUGA
Messenger RNA from Microthlaspi erraticum, 1020 nucleotides. NCBI's taxonomy places the organism in Eukaryota, Viridiplantae, Streptophyta, Magnoliopsida, Brassicales, Brassicaceae. The record is from the annotation of a GenBank genome assembly.